Messenger RNA from Sclerotinia borealis F-4128, 3084 nucleotides. The record is from the annotation of a GenBank genome assembly. NCBI's taxonomy places the organism in Eukaryota, Fungi, Ascomycota, Leotiomycetes, Helotiales, Sclerotiniaceae.
AUGUCUUCAUUAAAGAAGCGACUCAGUAAAUUGAUCCCGGAUCGCAUUAGCAAAAACAGCAGCAACAGUUCAAGCAGCGAAAAUGUGCCAUCUGCUCCAAGCAAAGAAGAAGGGAUUGAAGGUUCUUCUACACCCAAUACACCCACUACACCACAUGGAGCUUCAACAUCUACUCCUCGAAUUGAUGGUGCUCAAACACCAGAACGAUCAAACUCUCGACGAGUGAGUCGAGAGAUCAUUGAUCAAAAUAGGGCGAGAAAAAGUAUGGAUAAGGAACGUACAAAGGCAGAGAAUAAGAAGAAACAAUCUUUGGCAAGAAUAGAAGAUGAGAAAUUCUUAAAAGAAGGACCAGAGGCUCUUACACAACUCUAUCGGCCAUACAGUAUGAUUCAAAGUAAACAUUGGAGACAUGAAGAGAGAGCUUUAUUCAAGAAUAUCAAUUGGGCUAAAAUGGAUGGUCAAGUUAUUAAUUUUAGAGCUCGAAUGCAUACACUUCGAAGAAUGUCUGCCAAAUUGGUAUUCAUCGUUUUCCGUCAACAAACCAUCACAAUUCAAGGAGUUUUGCAGAGCUUCAAACCUAGCGAGGGACAAAGUGAGCAUGGUACAAUUUCCGAACAGAUGGUCCGAACUGUUGAACAUUACCCCGCCGAAACAAUUGUCGUUGUUCACGCCAAAAUUCGAAAAUCCCUCCAAAUUGUUAAGAAUGCUACAGUUCAUGAUUAUGAAUUGCAGGUUUACGAGGUUCAUAGGGUGGUUCCCUUGACCGAAAAUGUACCAUUCACGGUAUACGAUGCGGAAAAUAUCAACAGAGAGAAGGAAAUUGACAUGGACGAUGAUUCUGGUGAUGAUUCAGUUGCAACAAGUCAACCAAUGUCACCAAUUCCAACAGAUACACCAAAAGGUCCUCCUGCUCGUGCUUCCACUGAUCUCGCACGUCAUGCUUUUGCAAAAUUGGACAAUAAGAAUCUUGAGAGUAGAACUUCAAUGGAUACAAAUAAUAACCAAAAGCGGUCCCUACCACAAAGAGUGAGAUUGAACAACAGAAUUAUUGAUUUACGGACGACUCCUGCACAAGCCAUUUUCCGUAUACAAUCUGGAAUCUGUAACCUAUUCCGCUCAUACCUUGACACACAAGGCUUCAUCGAAAUUCAUACACCAAAAUUACAAGGAGGUGCUACCGAAUCUGGUUCAACUGUUUUCGAACUCAACUAUUUUGGAAGAUCUGCUUUCUUGGCUCAAUCCCCUCAAUUGGCCAAACAAAUGUGUAUAGCAGCUGAUUUCGAGAGAGUUUAUGAAAUUGGUGCGGUUUUCCGUGCUGAAGAUAGUAACACACCUCGUCAUUUGACCGAAUAUACUGGAUUGGAUCUUGAGAUGGCUUUGGAAGAACAUUAUCAUGAGGCUUUGACUCUCAUUGAUGCUAUGUUCAAAAACCUGUGGAAAGGAAUUUAUGACCGAUAUCAAAAGGAGAUUGAUCUCAUUGAUCAAUUUUAUCCACAUACCAAAGUCGAAUGGUUAGACGAGACUCCGAGAAUUCCAUUUUCCGUUGGUGUUAAGAUGUUGAUUGAUUCUGGUUGGGUUGAAGAAGAUGGAAGUUUACCAUCUGAGGUUGAAGAUCUUUCUACUCGAGCAGAAAUUCGAUUGGGUGCAUUGGUCAAGGAGAAGUAUCAUACUGAUUAUUAUAUCCUCGACAAAUUCCCUGCUUCGGUUCGACCAUUUUAUACCAUGCCUGAUCCAGAGGAUGAUCGAUUCACCAAUUCUUUUGAUAUCUUUAUGCGUGGACAAGAAAUUUUGACUGGUGGUCAACGUAUUCAUGAUGCUGAAUUUUUAGAAAAGCGCAUGAAGCAAAAGGGUAUCAAACCAGAGAGUAUGCCAGAAUACCUUGAAGGUUUCAGAUGGGGAGCACCACCUCACGCAGGUUGUGGUAUUGGACUUGAACGUCUUACCUAUCUUUUCCUUAGUCUCGGCAAUAUUCGACUUGCAUCUCUCUUCCCAAGGGAUCCCAAAUCACUUCCAGCUAAACCUCCUACUCUUGUUCUUCGUCAUGAAGAUGCAUCAACACUUAACCCAAAAUGGGAACAGGAUGGAGUUGAGUUCCGCCCCGAAUUACUUCCACCUUUGGAGAAAUUGAUUGCCAAUUAUGGUGAUGCAGCCAACACUUCUUGGUUAGACAAACGUUAUCACGUGUGGAGACAUUCUACCACUGGUGCCGCUCAAGGUUAUGUCAUUCAUAACUCAUACGCUAUUAUUAUUGGAGAACCUCUAUGCGACAAAUCUCAAGCUCCAUCAAUCGUUUCCGCUUUCCUCAAUUACAUGAAUACCGAACAUAAGAAUCUCAAACCAAUUUGGAUGAUCAUUGGUCCUCGAACUGAAGAAUAUCUUGGUGAGAAAUUUGGUUGGCGUACCUUGUCUCCAGCCGCCGAAGAACGUGCCGACCCACGAAAUAAUCCUGCAGCCAAGGACAACGACCUGGCACGUAAGGUUCGACAUGCUGAAAAGGAGGGAGUCAAACUUCAAACCAUUCCUUUUAAUGAACCAGUUCCAGAUGACUUUAAAGAAAAGGUCAACGCACGCAUUCAAGAUUGGCAAAAGAAUCGAAAGGGUACUCAGGUUCAUCUUACCGAAAUUAGACCCUGGGUUGAUGAAGCUCAUCGUAAAUACUUUUACGCUCAAGGUCCCGAUGGAAAUAUUCAUGCCAUUAAUGUUCUUCAUCAACUCAGUCCCGAAAAUGGAUAUCAAGUCAAAUUCUCCCUCGAAUUCCCAAACGCUCCAUCCGGUACUGUUGAAUCCCUCUUACUUUACUCAAUGAAACAAUUGAGUGCAGCGGAACCAGAUGUUAAACGUAUCACUUUUGGUACAGGAGCUCAACCACAUAUUGAAGGUGGAAGGAACUUGGGAAAACAUAGGAUUAAGGCAUUGAAGAAGGCUUAUGAGACGAUUAUUAAGCAAGCGAGGUUAUUGGGUAAGAGUGAAUUUAGAGAGAAGAUGGGAACCUGGAAUGAGGGAGUUUAUGUAGCUUAUCCUAAGGGUGGAUUGGGUGCUGGUGGUAUUAGAGCUUUGAUGGGUUUCCUUGAGGAUGAUGGUUAG